Chrysoperla carnea is the source of this 1015-nucleotide messenger RNA. RefSeq names its product glutathione S-transferase theta-1-like. Gene Ontology annotation, molecular function: glutathione transferase activity. The transcript is spliced from 6 exons. The coding region runs from base 168 to 857 and encodes 229 amino acids. The record is from RefSeq and is a predicted model, not a curated record. NCBI's taxonomy places the organism in Eukaryota, Metazoa, Arthropoda, Insecta, Neuroptera, Chrysopidae. Gene Ontology annotation, biological process: glutathione metabolic process. Gene Ontology annotation, cellular component: cytoplasm.
AAGUGCAUUUCAUUUCUGUUUACAUACAACAAAAACAAUAAUUCUUGUGAAAAUAUAGAAAUUCUUGUUCAAUAGUGUUUUUGGUGGGUUUUAACAAUUAACAACAAAUAUCAAUAGUUGAUUUUUGUUAUAGAAAAUCAAACGCUCAGGCACAGAAAAUAAACAGAAUGACUUUAAAAGUAUAUUAUGAUUUAUUGUCACAACCAUCACGGGCAUUGUUGAUGUUUUUACAAGUUUCAAAAGUACCAUUUGAACAUCGACCGAUUGCUUUAGCUGCGGGUGAACAUUUAUCUUCGGAAUUUAAGGCAAUAUCACGAUUUCAAAAAUUACCAGUAAUCGAUGACAAUGGUUUUAAGCUUUCAGAAAGUAUAGCAAUUGUAAGAUAUUUGGUUCGAGAAAAACUUAUUCCAGAUCAUUGGUAUUCAAGAAAUAGUCAACAACAAGCUAGAAUUGACGAAUACUUAGAAUGGCAACAUUUAAACACAAGAUUCCAUUGUGCUUCGUACUUUACAGUUAAAUUCCGAAAACCUUUAGUUACCGGAGCACCACCUAGUCAAGCAACCAUAAAUAGUUACGAAAUGAAAUUAAAUAAAUGUUUAAAUGGAAUUGAAAAUUUAUGGUUGAGAGAUAACAAGUACCUGGUAGGAAAUAAAAUUACUGUUGCUGAUUUAUUUGGAGCAAAUGAAAUUGAACAAACAAGAAUAGCGGGAUUCGAUCCACGAGAAGGUCGACCAAUAUUAUCAGCAUGGCUAGAACGUGUACGUAAUGAUGUAAAUCCAUAUUACGAUGAAGUAUUAAGUACCUUGAAUGAAUUAGCUGGAAACAAGGAAGAUCUCAAAGCGUCUGCUAAAAUUUAAAGAUAAAAAACAAUUUGUAUUAAUACCAUUUAUAUAGUUUGUAAGAUAUUUUAUACGGCGCUAACUACAACCAUAUAUCCCUUUCCUUAAAAUUCCUUUAUAAAACCUGCUCCUGGAAUAAUUGUGGCAUAGGAUACAUAAAUAUUUUUAUAUUUUUG